Xyrauchen texanus (razorback sucker) is the source of this 5295-nucleotide messenger RNA. Its product is annotated as phosphatase and actin regulator 1-like. Gene Ontology annotation, biological process: cell motility; stress fiber assembly. Gene Ontology annotation, molecular function: actin binding. Bases 9 to 1727 code for a protein of 572 amino acids. The record is from RefSeq and is a predicted model, not a curated record. The transcript has 13 exons. NCBI's taxonomy places the organism in Eukaryota, Metazoa, Chordata, Actinopteri, Cypriniformes, Catostomidae.
AUCGCUCUAUGGCGGAUCAUACGGCCAUGCAUGGCAUCUGGGGCAGUAACACAUCCAUGGGGGACGGGAUGGAGAAGCCGCAGAAGCAAGGCUUCAGUCUGGUCAGGAUCAUGUCUCUGAAUUACAGAAAGCGGAAUAAUGCGAAUCCACAGCAGCAGCAUCACAACAACAACAUGCCCUUCAUGAUUCACUGCCACAUUGGCAAAGAGAUCAAACACAUAUGCAGCAACUGCAGCCGCGUUAGCCAUGAACAGGACGCAGAGGAGGUGGAGAAAUUGGCCUCCAUUCGCUCUGAGUCCCUGGUGUCUGGCGCACACACGCCUCCCAUUCACUGCAGGAGCAAGCUCAGCACACUGGAACGGCUCUUCAAACCCUGGAAGUGGAGGAAGAAGAGGAGUGAGAAGUUCAAGCAAGCAUCCACAGCUCUGGAGAUGAUGUCGAUGCGUCAGAGCAGAGAAGAGCUCAUAAAGCGAGGAGUGCUCAAAGAGAUCUUUCAGAAAGACUGCAGGGUUCCUGUCGUGAAACAGGACGGGCGUUUGGAGACAGGGCUGACGUCAGGGUCUGUACCCAGUGCUCUAGACAGUAACAGGACAGCAGAUAUCACAGACGCACAGAGGACGGCCACCAUUGACUUCCGGCCGUCACUGGAUGGAGGAGUCUGUGCUCAGGACAACACGCUGAAGACAUCACUUUCACUUCCUCCAAAGAAAUCUGUCACAUUUCCUGCUGAUCUUCAGGAAACUCCAGCCAAACCUCAACUCAUUCACAAACAACCACCGGCUCUCCCCCCAAAACCUUUCUCCAGACUGACCAGUUAUAGCUCAGACUCUUGUCAGUUGAAGUUGUCAUGUACACAGGGAAAGCUUUCUCCUCCUCUACCUCCAAAAAAAGUCAUGAUCUAUGUACCGCCCUCCUCUUCCUCACCGCUGUCAUUCACGCAGAAAGCCCCACCCUUCCUGCAGUAUGGUCACCCGCUGCAGCUGCAGUAUGGCGGUGUUCACAUGUCCAGCAGCAUCAUCGACGAGCUCCAGAAGGCGCUGGCGCUCACCAUGCACAGACUGGAGAGCUCUGUGGGGCAGUACAGUGUUCCUCUGUCAUCGGUGGUGAUCGACUGUGAUGAUGAUAAAGAAAACAUUCCCAAUGAGUCCCAUUAUGAGGAUCUGCCCAGCAUGUAUAAAGAGGAUGAAGAUGAGGAGGAGUAUGAUUCUUUCUUCACAAGCAUGCUGGCAUUGAAGAUCUUGAGGAAAGACACUCUUGCAGUGAAGCUGAGUAAUAGACCUUCUGAGCGAGAGCUUCAAGACAAGAACAUCUUACCAGUGCAAACGGAUGAGGAGAGACUGCAGUCCAGACAACAGAUAGGAACCAAACUCACACGGAGAUUGAGUCAGAGACCCACAGCGGAAGAACUGGAGCAGAGAAACAUCCUCAAACCUCGUAAUGAGCAGGAGCAUUUGGAGGAAAAGAGAGAGAUCAGGCACAGACUCGCACGCAAGUUGAGUCAGAGACCCACAGUGGAGGAGCUGCGUCAAGCCAAGAUCCUGAUCCAGUUCUGCGAUUACGUGGAGGUGGCAGACGCUCAGGAUUACGACAGACGCACAGACAAACCCUGGACACGACUCACUGCAGCUGACAAGGCUGCUAUCAGAAAAGAGCUGAAUGAUUUUAAGAGCCAUGAGAUGGAGGUGCAUGAGUCCAGCAGACAUCUGACCAGGUUUCACAGACCAUAGACCACCACUGACUGGAGGACUGCUGCCUGAUGGCCAUUUCUCCCACAUUAAACACAAGUGCUGGACAGCAAACUAAGAACCUAACUUCACAAACAACAAGACGUCUGAAAUGCCUUCUGUAAAACUCCUUGGGACACUACCAUCACCAUCAGAUGAGCUUUUGUAGUAGCAAUGUCCCGUGCCACCUCCUGUGAACAUCUGCAAUGGAAAUCACCUUUAUAAGCAUCCAUACAGUUACGUUUAUUACAUUAAUCUCCAUUAAACAUUUUUGAUUGACAGCUCUGCUUGUGCGGAAAUGACAUUUCCCCUCCCAAUGACGCCAGCAGACAUCAGAAAAACACCUUAAUCUGUAUCUGAUUCCCAGGUUGUGAGCGGUGCCAUUUUCAGCGCUUAGAAGCACUUCUGCAACAUGGCAUACUUUUGCACAGACUGCAUUUCGUGCAAUGUAUUGCAUUCACGAAAUGUGAGCAGCACUAUUUUCUGGAUAAAUGGUUUGUAAAACCAAAGGUUGAAGACAUUUAUGCAACAGUUUUCGCAAGAUGUAUUUACAAACAAUUUACGUAGAAAUUGUUGCAAUGAUUUACGCAACAAUGGUUGUAUGAAAGAUUUAAGCAGAAAUCGUUGUGACAAUUUUCGUAAGAAUGGUUUUACAAGCAAUCUACACAACUUGUAGCAACAAUAUAUAGAGAAGGGUUUUACCAACAAUUUACGCAGAAAUCUUUACAACAUUUUAUGAAAGAAUUGUUUUACGUACGAUUUAUGCAGAAAACCCAUGCAACGAUUUACGCAAGAAUGCUUUUACGCAGAAAUUGUUGUGAUGAUUAAUGCAAGAAUGGUUUUAUGAAAAACGUUUUGCUAAAAUGGUUGCAAAGAUUUACGCAAGUACGGUUUUAUGAACUAUUUUUGCCGAAAAUCCUUGCAAGAAUUUUGGCAAGAAUGAUGUUACGAAUGAUUUAUGCAGAAAACGUUGGAAAAACAAUGGUUUUAUGAGCAAGUUAUGCAGAAAUUGUUGCAGAAAUGUAUGUUUUUUUUUUUGUUAUUUACACAAAAAUUGUUGAAACUUUUUAUGCAAGAAUGGUAUUGCGAACAAUUGACAGAUUGUUGCAGCGAUUUAUGCAAGAAUGGUUUCAUGAACAAUUUACACUGAAAUCUUUUCAACAGUGUACGAAAGAAUGGUUUUACGUACGAUUUAUGCAGAAAACGUUUCAACAAUUUUGGCAAAAAUCAUUUUACGAAUAAUUUGAGCAGUAAACCCAUUCAGCAAUUUACGCAAGAAUUAUUUAAUGAUUUAUGCAGAAAACAUUGCAUCAGUUUACACAACAGUGGGUUUAUUAACUAUUUACGUAGAUUUGUUGUAGCAAUUUAUGAAACAACAGUUUUACGAAUGAUUUAUGCAGAUAUGUGAUGCUUGUGUUUCACGAUUGAGGCCCAUUGUUUCUCUUGGAUUUGAAUGGUGUUGUGCCCCAUGCUGGUUUGUAUGCAUCGUAGCCAUCAAAAUAAUUACAAGUAAAAAGAUUUUGUUCAUCAUCCCGACAUCCUCGUCGUUCCGACUUCAUGGAUCUCCAUGGCAAACUGUGAAUUCUAGAAAAUCUGGAGUCAUUUGUCGGUGCUUGAUUCAAAUGUACAUGAUGUUAAUAUGACAUUAUUUAUAAGGAUAUUUUUAUUGUGCAUUAUUCAAAGAAUGGAAACUGAAGGGCUUGCUUAAGAAACGCUCAUGAUGGAACAUACAGAGGAGAUUGAUAAAGUUUAUUAUUUAUCUAAAAUUAAUUUAAUUUGAAUGUCUGUACUUUUCUUGUGGAUCUUUUUAUGAAAGGUUCUUUGAAUGAACAUUAUUUGGUUGAAUCACUUAAAAUCCAGCACAACCAAAAACCAAUUGUAGAGCUGGACUCUGUCUAUGUGUGCAUAUUUUUGUUUAUUUUUUUUUAUAUAAUUUUAUUGAGUAGUUUCACAUCAUUUGUCUGCUUCUAUAUAUUUUUUUUUUCUGAUGUUAUUCAGACUAAGCAAUAUUCAUGUAGGCAAAUCUCCCAAAAAGUAAUUCAUUAUAAAUAUUAGUUUUCUAAUUAUUAAUAUUAUUAUUGUGAAUGAGAGCAUUUUUUUUAUUAUUAUUUCGCCUGUCUAUGUCUUUUUACUUUUGUUGUUUUAUAUUAUUUAUUUUUAAGGGUAAACUGAUAAACGCAUUGUAAUGUAGACUUUCACUAUUUAUAAAUGUACAAAUACAAACUACAGAUGUUUUUGCAGGGUUUAAACGCUGACACACCCAUUCGUAUGUCAUAGCAAAGUUUUGGACUCUUGUAAUGAACACUACAGCAUGAGCUGUUUAAUUAUGAUCAGGCAAAUUAAGAUCACAUGUCUAAUGACUCGAUUGUGUUGUUUUGAAAGUGAUUACAAACCAUAGGCUUUGACAGUGUGACUGUUUAUUAGUGCUGCUGUGAGUAUUUUAUUACUAGGGACUGAAUAAUGUCAAAGUUGCUCUUAUAAAUAAUCAAAGAUCUUUUUGCAACAUCUCAGUGAUUAUCUGAAAAUUUGCACUGACCAAUAUCUGGUUGAUUUUAUCCAGGUCUAUAAUGACUCAUUGCUGAGAUUAAGAUACAGUAUAGACAUUCAUCAGUUCUUCUUGAUAACUCUCGAUUGUUUUGCUGUACUUAAGAUAUAGAUAUUUCAGAACUUAAAUCACACGCUCUUUUCUGCUUUGUUGUUUUCAAUCUUUGUUGAAGUUAUUUUUAUGAACCACGUCAUAGACAUGAAGGGGGUUGGUCUAUAAUAUAUGUAGAUGAUGAACUGAUUAACUAUUUUCCUCUCCAAACUGUGUCUGUCCUGUCGGUUCUUUGUUAGUAACUUAUGAAUUUGAACUACGUUGAUGAACAUUUUAUUAGUCUUUAUUUUCUCUGUCCCUACAGUGGGCAAAAGCAUUUGGACACUGCCUCAUACUUUAAAAUGCAAACAUUUAUUUGCAUUACAUAACAAAACAUAAAAAUAUAUUUUUUUAUACACUUAAUGAAUUAUUAAUAAUUAUUAUAAUUUUAAAUAUGCUUGAUUUGAUGUAUUUUACGUGUAAUGCAACGGCAAUGAGAUGUUUUUUAGUGUGAUUAAGUGUCCAAAUUCUUUUGAUUCUACUGUAUAUGAAUACCCUGCUGUGGUAAAACUACAGCUCCUCUUGAGUACUGUAAAGUAUGUUAAUGACAAGAAGUUUGCUACAUUUGUUAUGCAAGUAAGUAGACUGCAUUGAGGUUAUCUUUUUUUAUUAUUAUUUAUUUUCUUUUAAACCAUGUUUAGAGUUGCCAAUGGGUCAAAUUCACAUUAACGUGUUAACAGACAUCGUAAAAUCAGUGAGCUUUUGGAAAGGUCAAAGUGUCAGCAUGUGCACAAAGUACUUGAUAUUGCCAAUGAAGAGAAUAUAAAAUUGUAAUUUUGUUCAACCAUGUCCAGUAUUCUGUUUUAUUAUUAAACCUCCAGUCAACUCCGCUAAAAACGUCUUCUGCAUGCACUUUCAUUUAACCUAAUAUGCACAUUUUAUCUUUCAUUUGUAAUGUUUGAAGUAAAUUUGUUAUGAAAGUGGAAUUAUUGAUCU